Equus quagga is the source of this 2478-nucleotide messenger RNA. RefSeq names its product iroquois homeobox 4 (gene IRX4). Gene Ontology annotation, cellular component: nucleus. The record is from RefSeq and is a predicted model, not a curated record. Gene Ontology annotation, biological process: neuron differentiation; cell development; regulation of transcription by RNA polymerase II. Lineage: Eukaryota; Metazoa; Chordata; Mammalia; Perissodactyla; Equidae. The transcript has 4 exons. The coding region runs from base 305 to 1888 and encodes 527 amino acids. Gene Ontology annotation, molecular function: RNA polymerase II cis-regulatory region sequence-specific DNA binding; DNA-binding transcription factor activity, RNA polymerase II-specific.
GGCAGGGGCGCUGAGGGAACCCCGAUGGGCAAGGCCCCCAUUUCUCGCUUUAUUUGGCCCCCACACUGGGCUCUGAGGCUGAGCCCUAGGGGGCCUGGGGAUCGGAGAGAGACGGGGCACAAGAGGGCGUGCGCAGCCUUGGAACCCCCCGCCCCAACCCCGGGGAGAGUGUGAACACUCCCGCACCGGAACAGGCUGGGCCCCACGUGGCUGGAGGAGGCCAGGAGCGCGCAGGCUCCCCACGGAAAGGAACGCGCGGUCCCGAGGACAUGUGGCACGCCCUCCUGGGCGGCGCGAGGGGCGGAUGGAGGCCCAGGGCCCCAGCCUGGCGCGCGGGUGCCCCGCCCUUCCUCCUGGCCCUUCUCUCCCUCAGUUCCUGAUGACCACUAACUCCCUGAGCACGUGUUGCGAAUCGGGUGGCCGGACUCUGGCCGACUCCGGGCCGGCCGCCUCCGCCCAGGCGCCCGUCUACUGCCCGGUCUACGAGAGCCGGCUGCUGGCCACCGCGCGCCACGAGCUCAACUCGGCCGCGGCGCUUGGCGUCUAUGGGGGCCCCUACGGAGGCUCUCAGGGCUAUGGCAACUACGUGACCUACGGAUCCGAGGCGUCCGCCUUCUACUCGCUGAACAGCUUCGACUCCAAGGACGGGACGGGAUCUGCGCAUGCGGGCCUCACGCCCGCCGCCGCCGCCGCCUACUACCCGUACGAGCCGGCUCUGGGCCAGUACCCAUAUGACAGGUACGGGACCAUGGACAGCGGCACGCGGAGGAAGAACGCCACGCGCGAGACCACCAGCACGCUCAAGGCCUGGCUGCAGGAGCACCGCAAGAACCCCUACCCCACCAAGGGCGAGAAGAUCAUGCUGGCCAUCAUCACCAAGAUGACCCUCACGCAGGUCUCCACCUGGUUCGCCAACGCGCGCCGGCGCCUCAAGAAGGAGAACAAGAUGACAUGGCCGCCUAGGAACAAGUGCGUGGACGAGAAGCGGCCCUACGCUGAGGGCGAGGAGGAGGAGGGGGCCGACGAGGACCCCCGGGAGGAGCCCCGCAAGAGCGCCAAGAACGAAGAGCCCAUCGGCAAAGAGGAGAAGGAUCUAGAGCUCAGCGAUUUGGAGGACUUCGAUGCCCUGGAGGCGGAGCCCCGGGACUGCGAGCUGAAACCGCCCUUCCAGCCCCUGGAUGGCAGCCUGGACCGAGUCGCCGCACCCGACGGCCCCAGCGCCCCGGGAAAGGAGGCCCCAGGCAGCCUCCGGAUGCCCCUGGCUGCCGGUAGUGGGGCCUCCCUGGACCAGGACCUGGAGAGGGCCCGGAGCUGCCUCCGGAGCGCAGCAGCCGGCCCAGAGCAGCAGCCGGGCGUGGGCGAUGGCCCGCAGGUCUGCGAGGCCAAGCUGGGCUUUGCGCCCGCUGGGGCCACGGUGGGGCUCGAGGCCAAGCCCCGAAUCUGGUCCCUGGCGCACACGGCGACAGCCGCCGCCACUGCCCUGAGCCAGACUGAGUUUCCGUCGUGCAUGCUCAAGCGCCAAGGCCCUAUCGCUCCUGCUGCCGCCUCGUCGGCGCCUGCUUCGUCCUCGCCUGCGGCCCCGGUCCCCGCUGGUGCCCUGGACAGGCACCAGGACUCCCCAGUAACCAGUCUCAGAAACUGGGUGGACGGGGUCUUUCAUGACCCCAUCCUCAGGCACAGCACUUUGAACCAGGCCUGGGCCACCGCCAAGGGCGCCCUCCUGGACCCAGGGCCGCUGGGACGCACACUGGGGGCGAGCGCCAACAUGCUGACCACGCCCCUGGCGCGGGCCUUCCCUCCCACCGCACCCCAAGAUGCCCCUGCCUCCAGCGCUGCCAAGGAGCUGCUGGCCCUGCCCAAGGCCAGCGGGAAGCCCUUCUGCGCCUAACUGGCCACUGGCCAGGGCGCCUGAGCCGAAGAGGGAGCUGGUGCUCAGGCUGCAGGCUCCUAGGUCGCAGACUCUUUCUACCAGGUUUCCAAAGCAAGGCAAGAGCACAGGAGAGCUCAGGCCACCAACCACCCUGGAGGGAGCAUCUGAACUCGCUCUGGGGGAGCCAGGGAGCAGCAGCUUGACUGAUGUGUCAGGUGCCCCACCCACCUGGACAUGAGCCACUCCCCCAAACACGGACCUGGGGGAUGAAACUGCUCUCUGAGCAGAAGGGAGCCACCCUGAGCAUAAAGUUUACCGUCCACAAGUUUACAUGGAGCAGACAUUUCAGCCCUGAGGCUCUGUCUUGCAGUCUCCUUUUGGGUUUGAGCAUGCCUCUGUGUUAUGGAAACCCCUCAGCCUGCUGACCUUCUGACUUCAUCCUCCGCACAUAAUCCUCACCAACAGCACUUCACCAAGUUUACACUAUUGCACACUCCUAACUCGAUCAGAUUAUGUUUUUUUAAUGUAUGUUCACACCAAUAACUGCCUGCUUCAGAGGCUAAUAUAACAAAACCAAUAAAACCGAGUGGUGGUGUUUGCAUUGCAAA